Molecule: messenger RNA, 4114 nt
Organism: Pseudophryne corroboree (corroboree frog)
Lineage: Eukaryota; Metazoa; Chordata; Amphibia; Anura; Myobatrachidae
Product: lysosomal acid lipase/cholesteryl ester hydrolase-like
Exons: 10
Coding region: 126-1337 (403 amino acids)
Molecular function (GO): hydrolase activity, acting on ester bonds
Source: RefSeq, a predicted model, not a curated record
CUGUGUAGGUAUGGUGUGACUUGUGUGCUGGCUGCGCUGAUAGGCUGUCUCCGUGUCACACAUACUAGUACUCCAUAGUGUGCUGUCGCUGGGUGUCUUCUCUCCUGCUGCUGUCUGUUCCCAAGAUGUGGCUGUUGUUUGCAGUGACUGUUUUGAUCUCUGGGAUCACAGCAGAAUCGUUGAGUGUAUCCCAAAACAAUAUUGUUGAUGGUGAUUUUAUGUACAGUGCAGAUCCUGAGGCGUCUAUGAAUAUUAGUGAACUGAUCAGAUACAAGGGAUACCCCAGUGAGGAAUACGAGGUUGUCACUGACGAUGGCUAUAUCUUAAGCAUUAACAGGAUACCGCAUGGUGUGAAAUAUCCUUAUACGGAACCCAAGCCUGUGGUGUUCUUGCAGCAUGGCCUCCUGGCAGAUGGGAGUAACUGGGUCACUAACCUGGCAAACAAUAGCUUGGGGUUCAUCCUGGCAGAUGCAGGCUAUGACGUGUGGAUGGGGAACAGCCGGGGAAAUACCUGGUCUAGGAAACACAAGACUCUGUCACCUGAUAUGGAAGAAUUCUGGGAUUUCAGCUAUGAUGAGAUGGCUAAGCUCGAUCUCCCAGCAGUUGUAAACUUUAUUUUGCAGAAAACUUGCCAGGAACAAAUAUUUUACAUUGGCCAUUCACAGGGAACCACAAUAGGAUUCAUAGCAUUCUCAAGCAUUCCUCAGUUGGCCAAAAAAAUCAAAAUGUUCUUUGGUCUUGCUCCUGUGGCUACAAUCAAAUUCUCCAGCAGUCCACUGGCAAAACUUGGAGUUUUCCCUGAAUUCUUUAUCAAGGACCUGUUUGGCAGGAAAGAAUUUUUACCUCAGACAGAACUUCUGAAAUGGUUUGCCACCCACUUUUGUACCCAUGAAUUGGUGGAGGAGAUAUGUGGCAAUAUUUUUUUCAUUCUUUGUGGAUUUAAUGAGAAGAACCUUAACAUGAGCCGAGUGAACGUGUAUUCCACCCAUUGUCCCUCUGGAACAUCUGUGCAAAAUAUCAUCCACUGGGCCCAGGCUGUCAAGUGUGGGGAACUGAAGGCAUUUGACUGGGGAUACAAGGGCAAUCUUAUUCAUUAUAACCAGACUACUCCUCCCUUCUACAAUGUGAAAGACAUGCACAUCCCAGCUGCUCUGUGGAGUGGCGGCAACGACUGGCUGGCUGACCGGAAGGAUAUAGCCUUGUUGCUUACUCAAGUCAGUAACUUGGUCUAUCACAAAGAGAUUCCAGAUUGGGAGCACCUAGAUUUCAUCUGGGGUUUGGAUGCUCCUGAACGCAUGUACAAUGAAAUCAUUCAGCUGCUGAAAAAGUUCACGUAAACCUUCCACUGUGCCAGAUACUGUGCAUGGCACACACCUACAGUACAUGCUUUAUCUAAAGUACUCUAGACAACCUGUGGAUUUCUUUUUCCUUAUUUAAACAUGAUUGCAGCAUACUAAUAUGCAAUUAAAUAGAAUACGUGGCAUCACAUUUUGCUGGUCAUACCACGAGAUGUGUUCUAAAAUUUACUAAUUUCUAAAGAUCUAAAAAUACAAUAAACAAUAUAAUAAAAAAAGAGCAAAAUCAAAUCAGAAAAUGAUAAAAUAAAUAGAGGGCUCAUUGGGCCUAAUUCAGAUGUGAAACAUAGAAUUUGACGACAGAUAAGAACCACUUGGCCCAUCUAGUCUGCCCCUUUUUUUUUAUCCUUUAGGUAAUCUCAACCCUUUUUGAACCUUAAUUCUUUGUAAGGAUAUUCAUAUGCCUAUCCCAAGCAUGUUUAAAUUGCUCUACAGUCUUAGCCUCUACCACCUCUGAUGGGAGACUAUUCCACUUAUCCACUACCCUUUCUGUGAAGUAAUUUUUCCUUAAAUUUCCCCUGAACCUGCCUCACUCCAUUUUCAGUGUCCUCGAGUUCUAAUACUUCUCUUCCUUUGAAGAAUGUUUCCCUCCUGAACUUUGGUAAAACCCUUGGUAUAUUUGAAAGUUUCUAUCAUGCCUCCCCUUUCCCUUCUCUCCUCCAAACUAGAAAAGGAGGGAAAGGGGGGACAUGGUUGGAGGUAGCAUCACUGCUACUUGGAAGCAGCAGUGAUGCACUAAUGAGUUUGUAUAUUCUCCCCGUGCUUGCGUGGGUUUCCUCCGGGUACUCCAGUUUCCUCCCACAAUCCAAAAAUAUACUGGUAGGUUAAUUGGAUCCCAACAAAAUUAACCCUAGCAUGAAUGUGUGUGUGUACAUGUGGUAGGGAAUAUAGAUUGUAAGCUCCACUGGGGCAGGGACUGAUGUGAAUGGCCAAAUAUUCUCUGUAAAGCGCUGCGGAAUGUUUGCGCUAUUUAAAUAACUGGUAGUAAUAAUAUGGUAAUGCAGCAGGAAGCAUCUUGUAUAAGUAGAUGCCUCCUGCUUGCAUUAGUGAUCCGUGCUGCUUCCUAGGUCUCAGCAUCGGAUCACCUGUGACACCAUCGGCUGGCUGCGUGCCCUUGUAGUCGCACAAGUCGGCCACCGCAAAUCCAACAAAGAGGUCAGGAAAUCUCAGCCGUCUGACUGAGAUCCAGUCCUCAUCACUCUCCCAAAAUGGAGGCGACUUUCCUCCAUUUUGGGAAACUGUGUCUGUUGCUGCCCCCUCCCCAAACAGCAGCACACUGUCAAUCACUCACAGUCUGCGGGUGAUCUGACCCAAUGUUGCAGACCCGCUUUGCACAUGCGCAGUAUAGGUCUGGCACAUGCGCAAAGUACCGACCAUCUAAAUCAUGCCCAUUAUUACGGUGGUGUCACACAGGUGAUUUUAACACUAGCGCUUUUCCUGCUAGGAAAGCACUAAUAUUCAUUGCACAUAAACUGGUAACACAGGAACAGUUGUUGACGCUGCAUCGACAGCGGUGAGAGGAGUAAGUGUAAGCCAGUCAUUUCUGUGUGUCAGCCAGGACUAUUUUGAGCAUAUUUUGAGCAUAAUGUGCUUCUUAGCUGGAAAAACAUAAGCUUAUAAAUCGCUGAGUGACACCAUCCUAGAUGACAUUGUUUUAUAUCAAGAUUUAGUAAAGAGUUCUCUUAAAACUUUUGUUAUUUUAAUACACAGAAGUGAUUAAUCAUAAAAUCAUAAGCAAUAUAUCGGUCAAUUAAAUAAUGGGAUCCAUAAAAACUAAAAAGAUAUGAAAUAAAUAAUGUAGCAAAUAUCAAAGUCCAAAAAACGAAAAGGUGGACAUUAGCUCAUUAAAAAUUAAACUCCCUAGUAUUUGUCCAAUUGUAAUUAUUACCCGUGUCUGAUUUACAUGCUUGCUGUCCGCUGUUUGAUAUUGUGGACGGCAGAUAUUAGCUAGAGACCUUACACUGGGAAAGUUCGCUUAUAACGUAAGGGGAACUUUGUUACAGCUACUGUAGCAUUGCAGGGCUGUGAGUAUGACAUUACUAAUGAUGUACUGUAUGUGUGCCCAAGAGGCCAUAUUUGUGCAUGUAGAGUCGGACCAUUGAAGUAUCCUAUCCUCAUUACAUCUGGUAAUUUGCCAAUGUCAUUUACUCCUAGAAGACAUCUGGUAAACUGUGUUCUGCAUUUGAAUCUGUAUAGCUUACUUCUCAUAAUUCAUGUGUAUAGCGCAACGACAUUACAGAGAUUUCCAUAUCGGUCCCUACCCCAUUGCAGUUUAGUGCGUACACACUGGCCGAUACAUACGGGUCCAUCGGCCAGUGUAUGCGAACGAUAUGUCUGUCUGUGAAUGCCGUCGUUCACAGACAUAUAUUGCGUCGGCCCUGCAGCACAGCCGAUGACUAAUACAUCUACAGAUAUAUUGGUGCAUCUCUGUGUGUUGACCGCCCCUACACAUGCUGCACCAGCCGGCGGUGAUUGACAGCUGAACUGGACGGGCGCAUGUAAACGCCCGCCCACUUUGUGACGUCAGUCCUGUCUGAUCGGACAGUGUGUAUGCACAACAUACUACCCGGUCCGUCCAUCGAUAUAUCUGCAGAUCAGUUGAUCUGCAGGUAUAUCUACUAGUGUAUACCCAGCAUUGCUAUAGAUUUGAAUAUUUGCUACAUCAUUCUUUCCAUGUUGGUGUUUUUCAUAUAUUUUUAAUGUAUCAUUUUUUAAGAAAGUUUUUUUUUUAAUGUUUUUAUUAAAGCCCUCUAAAUUAA